Messenger RNA from Sphaeramia orbicularis (orbiculate cardinalfish), 4044 nucleotides. It is a transcript of the gene insyn2a, whose product is annotated as inhibitory synaptic factor 2A. NCBI's taxonomy places the organism in Eukaryota, Metazoa, Chordata, Actinopteri, Kurtiformes, Apogonidae. Bases 490 to 1977 code for a protein of 495 amino acids. Gene Ontology annotation, biological process: inhibitory postsynaptic potential. Gene Ontology annotation, cellular component: postsynaptic density. The transcript has 4 exons. The record is from RefSeq and is a predicted model, not a curated record.
AGGAGAAAGCCAGAGAGCAGAACUGCGGCGGCAUGAUGGGGAUAUUCUGCCUGCGUGGGCUCUGUCGCUGAGGCGCCCGGAGUUCAGCCACAGUGUGUGUGUGUGUGUGUCUGUGUGUGUGAGAGUGUGUGUGUGCAUGGGUGAGUGAGUGCGAGCCCCUGCCGCCACGCCGCGCACUGAAAGCAGAGGCGAACACAGGGAAGAGCGGGCGGAGAGGAGGUAAAGAGAGGGGGGGAGUGUUGACUCGGGCUGGGGCUUAGAGGAACCUUACGCCACUGGAUCAGAGGACGCCGAUGUGCAACAACUACUCCAACUAGUGCUGCUUCUGCUCAUGCUCGCCACCUGCCCGUGCUUUUUAACUUCUGCCAUGGCAUAACCUCUUCUUCCAGCUCGCAUAUCUCAUCCACUAAAGGAACAGACAUGUACGGGCAGAACCUGGAGUCUGGGCUAUUGCAUCCUUUACAUCAGUAAUUCACAGUCUGAGGAAACAUGGUGAGCAAGGAGGGUGGCAAAUGCAUGCUCACCAACUCAGAGUCUGACUCGGAGGCAGCCCCCCUGCCCUCCACCUCUCUAGCGCUGGAGGUGAAGUAUUCCCUGGAAGCCAGUCGACAGGUGAGGAAGAGAAACAAGGCCCUGCAAGUACGUUUCAAGGAUAUCUGCGAGGCACAGAACGAGCAACGGGAGGCAGAGUUGCAGGCGGCAAGGAAGGCUGGCAAGCCCAUCUCAUACAAAGUGGCGUACCGCAAGUACAUGACCGUCCCUGCUCGCAGAUCCAUCCCCAACGUCACGAGGAGCACGGGCGUGCAGACGUCACCUGACCUGAAGAAACGCUAUCAGACAUUCCCUUUUGAGCGCAAGAAAGGCCACACCUUUAAACACGUGGCCGCUGUGGAAACUUAUAAAGGUCAGAAUAACGGUUUUGUCAUGGAGGUGAAGCACUCCAAGGCUGCUGAGCAGGGUUUAGAUGAAGAGGAGGAGGAGGGUGCCUGCGGGGGGAGUGGAGUCCGGAGGACCAGGGCUCUGCUCCAUACUAAUGAGUGCAUUGCCACAGUGGAGCAGCACACUGCACCUGAUGGCCUGUGCUCUGACGCUCUGCUGCUCAGUUGCUCUGCAGACACAGACUGCCUUGCAGACACAGCGAGAGGAAGCGGAGCCGGAGCACAGGCAGAGUACCAGCUCUGCAGUGUCCCGUCCAAAGCCAGAACAGGAUUACAACACAGAGAGGCUGACACAGACCACUUGGCCAAACGACAGCUGCUCUGUAAGGAGGAGGGCUCGUCCCGAACCCUGCCGGACAGGGCCUCCAAGGUUACGGGCCCCAUCGCCUGGAACUCGCUUACACAGGUAGAGUGUCUGGACAGUCCGUCUGUGCGGAGCAAACGGAAGAAAGGCCUGCAGCUCAACGGGCUGCAGUCGGAGACACUACCACGGUCCGGUGGAGGCUGUACAACACAGGCACAGUGCCACACAGGACAGUUAUCUGCCCAGCCUCUACGGGGCAUGGAGGAGCCUCUGUCACCCUGCGGGGGUGGUGAGGCUGGGGGGGCACCACCUGACUCGAUGCAGGAGACCUGUAAGCAAAUAGUGCCUAUGAAUCAGGACGGGGAUGUUAAAGCACAGCUCCAGGCCAUGGAAAACCUCAUCAGCUCCAGCCAAGAAACCAUCAAGGUACUGCUGGGGGUCAUCCAGGAACUGGAGAAGGGGGAGGCCCACAGAGAAGGACUCUCCUAUCGAACUGGGCAGGACACGGCCAACUGUGACACAUGCCGGAACAGCGCAUGCAUUAUUUACAGUGUGGAGCUGGACUUCAAGCAGCAGGAGGACAAGCUGCAGCCACUGAUGAAGAGGCUUUGCCCUACCGACGACACCCACUUCCCCCCCCUGCCUUACUCCCAGGAGGCCUUCACCUCCACCCCGAAACGCAAGUCCAAAGCCGACUCCAAGAAGCACGCCCGCUGGAAACUUUGGUUCCUUUGAAAACCGCAGGACCACGCAUCCCGCCGCUACCAGUGCACAGGAUUUAUGCAUCCGUCUCCUUGUCAAAUAUCUGAUUGUUUACCCAUCACCCAUCUUUUCUCGCAUCUCUGUGGCUUUUAUUUUCUAAUUCUUUUUUUUUUUUUUUUUUUUUUCCUGGUUGACCAGUUGUGAUGGACAGCUGCACCACUGGAUACUGAACUCCUUUUCAGAGAUGACAGGAUGUUUAAUGGGAAACAAAUGUGGAUUCCAUGAGAAAAUCGAAAUGUCACGCUUACCAAAAAUGGAUUCAGAGUUAUUUUGAAUUAAUUUCUUCAAACAGGGUGUGAAAUUACACCAGGGCAACAUAUUUGGAUAUCAGCAAGGUGAGAAGACAAAUUUGAUUUCCCUCAAUCUAUUUGCAUAUAUUUUUCUAGCUCGCGUCUACGGGGUCCUAUUCUAUGAUAAUUGUUCGAUGACCGUCACAUUUCUAUUCACCAGAUGGGACUUUGUCUUUCCUGCCAGCCUCCAGGAGAGGUUGGAGAUUUACCCACAAUGCUCUGAGGUCUACAUCAACAGCAUAUCACCGUACCGCAAAGCACAAUUAACACUGUUCAGGAUACAUUUUCUCCAGAAUAAUAAUAAAAAAUGAACUAUUUUGACUAUUGACUGACACGUGUAGAUCACCAACUAACCGUGAUAGAAUGAAGACUUUCAUAAUAUUUAAGGACGAGACUUGAAGGACAAACAAGUCAAAGAUGUUUAUUGGACUUCUAUGGUCAACUUUCUAUCAUCACUAAAAUGUCUCCUUGAAUCAACUGACUUUGAAGUCAAGAAUGAAUAAAUAAUUAUUUUCUUAUUAACAUUUGCAAAGGUAGACGUCAAUGUACUUUUUUCUAUUUAAAUAUAUAUAAAUAUAUCUAUAUACAUUCACUUUAAGGUUUAGUGGAAUAUGUUUAAAAUGAGCUGCAGUGAAGGGGGCUGUGUAUUUAGAAUAAUAGGAGAAUAAUUUCUGAUUUUCGCUUCCUUUUUCAUUUUCCGGUUCUGACGUCACACUCCAUAUUGUCUGCAUACCGUAAAGAAAAAAAUGGAGUCAAACCUGCUUCAUUAGUCUCAAACUAGAACACACCGGCCAUUUAAAAAAAAAAAAAAAAGUUAUUGUUUCAGUCAGUACACCAAGUGAAAUAAAUGUGGUCUGUUCUCAGAGCAAGUGAGGGGAAGCAGAAGGUAGCUGUGAUUGUAUUUCUGCAGUUUCCUGCAUCAGCUACUUCUUUAGCUACUGAAACUAAGCCUGAAUGUGCCACUUCUGACCACGACCAGGGCUUCUACAGUGCAGGGUGGCAGGCGUGUCGCCUCGCAUGCUUUUUACAACCCUUGGAUUUUCCAGGAUUUUUUCUAGCUUUUCCAACAACAAUUUUUAAAGAGGAGAAAAAGGAUAAGUUGCUGUUUUCUUUCCUUUUCCCCCCACAUAUUUUAGACUGUAAAGCCGUUCCCAUUGCUUUUCAUCAAUCGACUGUAAAGUAAUAAUCCAUCUAAAGUCUUCGUGCAGGGUUCAAGACAAUGUACAGCUAAAAUAAUAUUUGGAUUCACUCUAUAUAUAUAGAUAUGUUAUAUAGCAUCAAAUAGGGCUAAUACCAUUUUAAUGAGUGGGAGAGCAGCCAAUAUUCAAGAGAAAACAGUGCAGUGCUUGCAGAAGCAUAAAAGUGAAGUCACUUUCAAAGCCAAAAACACUGCCCCAAAACACAGGAGAUGCACAAGGGCAUAAGAAAAAAAGAAUCUUCUACUAGCUACUGUCACAAUAGUACAUUAAAGAAGUAUUAAAUAUCACUGGUCUGACCUUCACAAGCUCCAAUAACAUACUGCUUUCUGUUGGCUACAUUCACACCUCCACUCUUGUACAUGCAGAUCGGUUUCUUUCAAUAGUUAUACUGUAGCAUCAAGAAAGAACUAGAUGUUUAUCUGUACCUUAAAGAAGUGCAAUUGAUUUAUUAUGUGCAAUACUGUGUAUUUUAUACUGUUUUUUUAAAGAAAAGAGAAAAAAAAGGUAUUUAAUAUGCAAAAUAUGAAAAAUAAAAAGAGAAAUCUACAGAG